AUGGCUGAGGCAAAAUACACUGAGCAGCUCGAGGCAGCCGAGAAGAAAAACGUUGAGCUGCUCGAACAGAAGACCAAACUGGCUGAAGAGCUGAAACAUCACCAGGCUACUUUGAUCAAAGCCAUUGAAACUAAAGAGAAGUACAAGGAGGCUUCUUUGCUUAAUUUUAAGGAAGCCUCUAAGCUUCAAGAUGAUCUGGUCAUCAGCAAAAAGGAGACUGAGGGGUUGGAGGAACGCAUCAAAGAGCUCGAGGAGACCAAUGCCAGUAACCUAGAGAGGUACAAGGGAGCCACUUUCAAAUGCUUCUAUGUGUUUUGGAAGCAUAACCGUGAGGUGGACUUCAACUAUCUCUCAGAGCGUAUGAGGCAGUCUGAGCUAAAUAGAUGUCUUGUUCGCCUUGAAGAGGAGGAGAGAGCAAAAAUUCCAGCCUCCCCUGAAAUCUCCUUGGCUACGAGCAUCGAUGGCGCAGAAGAGGAAAUUGGGGCCUUCGUCGACUAG
Messenger RNA from Humulus lupulus (European hop), 498 nucleotides. RefSeq lists its product as uncharacterized. The record is from RefSeq and is a predicted model, not a curated record. The transcript has a single exon. Bases 1 to 498 code for a protein of 165 amino acids. Lineage: Eukaryota; Viridiplantae; Streptophyta; Magnoliopsida; Rosales; Cannabaceae.